Molecule: messenger RNA, 429 nt
Organism: Linnemannia hyalina
Lineage: Eukaryota; Fungi; Mortierellomycota; Mortierellomycetes; Mortierellales; Mortierellaceae
Source: the annotation of a GenBank genome assembly
AUGCCCAAGACCGGAUCCAUCAGCCAUGUCUCCCUCUCUGUCUCGGACUACGAGGCCAGCAAGAAGUACUACACCUUGUUGUUGGUGGACAUCCUCGGUUACAAGCAAGUCGCCGACCACCCCUACUACUGCAUGUGGAGCCUCUCCUCCGGCGAAUCCAUCUGCAUCUCCCCCGGAAACAAGACCCCUCACCACAAGCAGAACCCCGGCCUCCACCACUUGGCCGUGCACGUCGGCACCAAGGAAGAAAUCGACACCGCCUACCAAAAGAUUCUCAAGUUCCAUGAGGAGAACAAGUCCCUCACCGGCUGCUCCAUCCUAGAUGCUCCUGCUCUCUACCCUCAGUACGGUGAGGGUUACUAUGCUGUCUUCUUCACCGAUCCCGACAACAUCAAGCUGGAGCUCGCCUACAUCCCCAACGGACACUAA